This is a messenger RNA of Phytophthora megakarya, 264 nucleotides long. NCBI's taxonomy places the organism in Eukaryota, Oomycota, Peronosporomycetes, Peronosporales, Peronosporaceae. The record is from the annotation of a GenBank genome assembly.
AUGGCAGUUUGGAAUUCCUCUGUAAGUUUACCAAAACGUGAAUUUGGAACGUUGACUAUCCCAUUCCUCUCUCAUGAAGUGAAAGAUUUACCUUUCCCAUCAACGAACAAAGAUGUGCAGUAUUUCUUAGGAUAUCUGAAUUACUACAAUAACUUCACUGAAGCCUUACCAGUAGUUGCCGCUGUAUUCUACGAACUUGACGAAGAACGUGUACGUGCUGGACGGAUCCUGGAAGCCGCGAAGGAGUCUUUUGAGAUAGCGUAA